Drosophila novamexicana is the source of this 4829-nucleotide messenger RNA. RefSeq names its product hemicentin-1. The record is from RefSeq and is a predicted model, not a curated record. Gene Ontology annotation, molecular function: protein binding. NCBI's taxonomy places the organism in Eukaryota, Metazoa, Arthropoda, Insecta, Diptera, Drosophilidae. Bases 231 to 3296 code for a protein of 1021 amino acids. The transcript is spliced from 16 exons.
AAUAAGCAAAAGAACAAAAAAAAAGAAAUAUAUACAACAACAUGGAAUAUUGAAUGAACCGAUUUCGAGUAUGCACAUAUAUUAAACUGCCAGAGAAGCAAACCCCUCGUAACCGAGCCCAAGAUGGCCAGCAACUUGACACGGGCACUUAAUCUCCACUUGAAGGCUUAAAGGAGUACGAGAGAAAUAUAUAUAAAUGAAUUAAAAGGCAAAGGAAAGCACGCAGAGAAAUGCAUUCUGAGCUCAACAACGAUUACAAUUGCAAUUGCCAGCAGGAGCAGCAGCAGCAGCAGCAGGAUCCGGAGCCGGAUCAGCAACAGCUCCAGCAGAACGUCAGCUGUCAACGAUACCCGCUGCUUAAGAAUGAUAAGAUGGCAUCGGUGCAUUUAGUUGCCCUGCUGCUGAUAUCCAGUUGUUGGAGUCUGGCGACGUGCUCCUAUCUGGAGCCGGACGAGCUCAUACACGAACUGGACAGACCGGUGCCGUUGACAUCGGUGCAGGGUGUCCUGGGCAGGCAGGCCAUGCUGCCGUGUGAUAUAACGCCGCUGGAACGCGACGAUGCCGUCUAUAUGGUGCUCUGGUUUCGCGAGGGCGAUGGCGAGCCCAUCUACAACUUUGAUGUGCGCGGUCGUCAAUUCGGGCAGGCGCGUCUCUGGUCCUCGCCGCUGGCCUUCGGAACGCGGGCCCACUUCAGCAGCACCUCGCAUCCAGCGCAGCUGAAAAUCGACAAUGUGCGGAUUGAGGAUGAGGGCGCCUAUCGGUGCCGUGUGGACUUUCGUAACUCACCCACCCGCAAUCUGAAGAUAAACCUGACUGUUAUUGUGCCACCGGAUAGACCCAUUAUCUAUGAGCCCAACAGGCAUGACAAGACCAGCAAUGUGGAGUCCUUCAACGAGGGCAACGAUAUUGUGCUGGCCUGCGAGGUAUCCGGCGGUCGGCCGCGCCCCAAUGUUACCUGGUACUUGGAUAACACGGUCAUCGAUGAGUCAUUUGAUCAGCGCGCCGAUGGCAAAACCAUUAACCACUUAUCCUAUCCCAAUAUUGGGCGGCAGCAUCUGAAUGCGCGACUUGUGUGCGUAGCCAGCAAUACGAAUCUGACGCCGCCAAACAACAAGGUCGUCAUAUUGGAUGUCAACUUGAAACCUGUGGCCGUGCAUAUCCUGACCAAGGAUCGCUUUGUCUCCGCGGAUCGUACCUAUGAUAUUGAGUGCAAGAGUUCCGGCUCCAAGCCGCCGGCUUUAAUCACCUGGUGGAAGGGCAACAAGCAGCUAAAGAAACUCACCAAGAACUUUAAUGAGCCAGACAAUCAAUCCCUAAGUAUACUGACGUUCACGCCCACCCGGGAGGACGAUGGCAAAUAUUUAACAUGUCGGGCAGAAAAUCAAUUCAUCGAUGGCAGCUCCAUUGAGGACAAAUGGCGCCUCAUUGUGCACUACCAGCCCACAACGCUGCUGAAGAUGGGCUCCUCGCUGAAUCCGGACGACAUUAAGGAGGGCGAUGAUGCCUACUUCGAGUGCAUAGUGCAAUCGAAUCCGAAGCCCUACAAGAUGUCCUGGUUUCACAAUGGCAAGGAGCUACAGCACAACAUCUCUGUGGGCAUCAUCCUGUCGGAUCAAUCCCUGGUGCUGCAGAGCGUCUCGCGCGCCUCCGCCGGCGACUACACCUGUCUGGCUGUCAAUUCGGAGGGCAAAGGCCUCAGUAAUCCGGUCACAUUGCGCAUACGCUACGCGCCCAUCUGUGCCAUCGACCACGAGGAGCUGUUGGGCGCCCUCAAACACGAGACGUUGGCACUGAAGUGCGAAGUGGACGCCUCCCCGCCAGCCGACUCCUUCCACUGGACCUUCAACUCAUCCGGGGAGCAAACGGAGCUGCCCGCCCGUCUGCACUCCAGUGAGACUGGCAUGUCACGCUUAAAUUAUACGCCCAGCUCGGACCUGGACUACGGCACCAUUUCCUGUUGGGGCAAGAACUCCAUUGGCCUGCAGAAGAGUCCCUGUAUCUUUCAAAUUGUCGCAGCGGGGCGUCCGUUUCCACUGCAAAACUGUACGGUGAGCAAUCAAUCGGUGGAUUCGCUGCAGGUGGAUUGUGUCGAGGGAUUCGAUGGCGGCUUGCCACAGAGCUUUAUGCUCGAAUUGGUCGAGUUGCAGUCGCUGCGCCUGGCCAGAAAUAUAACAAUAAACCACACACCUGUGACAUUUGUGAUUGAGAACCUGGAUCCGGCAGCCACCUAUCGCAUGAUCAUAUUCGCAGUAAAUGUCAAGGGUCGCUCGGAGCCGACCAUUAUAGACGACAUCAACUUUAAGGGCGUGGCAAAACUAACCGGCAGCUCCACGGGGCUAAGUGUGCCGCUGUCGCCAUUCCUGGCUGGCCUGACGCUCGUCUGUGGCCUGCUGUUUGCCAUAUCCUGCAUCAUACUGGCCGCCAUAUAUAGAAGGUUCUCAAAUCGCCGCAACGAUGAUAAUCUGAAGGCCGUAAAGCACACACAAUUGGCCAUACCAACUGACUGCCAGCUGGACCCGUUGCAUCCCAACCCGCACACAAAUGGGCAUGGCCAGGCGCAAGGACAGGCACAGCACGACCAGUCCAAUCACCAGUCGCACCACAGUCUCCUUCCAAUUAAUUGUGAUAAUCGGAAUGCGGUCGAACGUGGCACACUGAGCGAGGUAAGCAUAGACAGUGGCACGAGAACAUCACCAAGUGGCCAAGGCUUGGCCAUCUCCAUGGGCGGCGAUACGCUGCGCUCGACGGCACGCACACGAACUAAUGCACAAGUGCUCAGCGAUCAGGCUGAGAUAGAUGACACCGAUCCAGAUGUUAUACCCAAUCAGUACGAGAAACGCCCACUGAAAGCUUUGGGCGCAUCACCAGGCUUUGCCAGUCCCGCGACGCGGCUUACGCAUCGCGAUUAUUGUGGUGGGCGGGACGCGGAGCUGCGCAAGAGCAAUGCGGAUAGCGUGGGUGUGGGUGCAGGUCUGGUAGGCACGGAUGCCAAUACCAUUGGCCUGUUGAGCAAUUCAGGCAACGAGGUGCUGCACUAUACGUUCCGGCCAAGUAAACAAAUUAGCUAUGCUACUCUCAAUAAGAAGGGCAUAACCACGUGUAGCCCGCCGCUGGGUGCGUUGACAUAUAAUAUAAGCACAUCGACGCCCUCAUCAUCAUAUCAUCUAACACCGCAGCCAAUGGAGGUCAGUCUGCUCAGUCCGAAUAAUGCAUCGGUGACCUCGUCAUUAAGUGAAUAUCGUUUUCGGCCCGAAGUAGUCACCACUUCGAAUCGCAUACAGGAAAGUUGUAUAUAAGCAUCAUACAUGCAUUAAAGCUACAUAUCUGCAUACAAUAAUUAUACGUAUAUAUAUAUAUGUAUCUACUUUAUAUAUAUAAACAUCCAUGUAGUUGUGUGUGAGUGUAAAAACAAAUGCAAUUGUAUUAAUACAUAAAUAUCGUAAUACCCUAGCAGCUGGACAUAUACACCUAUAUAUAUACAUAUACAUAUAUAGAUAUUUACUCGCAUGGUUUGAGGCAAGACUUCUUUAACUUUAAGCAUUUCUGUGUAAUUGUUGCAUUAUUAAUUUAGGUAACAAUGCCAAAUGUGUAAUUGCAAUCGACUCGUUUUGUAAAUACUUAACUCGUUGUCAUUUGUUGUAAUUAAGAUCUAAUACUCUAAACGUUAACGUUGAACGAAUACCUAAUGAUGCAGCAUACAUGCAUAUCUGUUGUUUAAUUUAUCAUAUUCUUUUCUCGAUGCAAUCCAUACAUAUUUACAUUUACAUACUUACAUAUCCCGGACAAACCCAGAAACUGCAAAUCAUAUCUAACGUUUUUGCUUGAAUCAGAAUAAUGCUUAUCCCCGAGACGUGGUUAAUGUAAGCCCUACCUAAAAAACAAAAAACAAAAACAAAAAGCAUAUCAAUGAAAAAAUCCCUUUCAGAAAAGAAACAAUUCCAAUUAAUUUAUGCCCUGCUAUCAAAUUUAUCUAAACAGGAGCUGCACUCUGCCAGACCCAACAGAGUUCUGCGGGAGUCACAUCUCUGAGAAACCAUACAUAUAUAUUGAUUGAUAUAUAUCCGUGUACAUAAGUAUGUCCAAUUCUCAAAGUCUAUGAAAGUAUUAUUUUCGCCCUAUUUAACUACUUCUAAUGUGUGUGCUUAUUUAUAACUAGGCGUGUAUUUUUAACUAAUAAGGCUUGUGUAUAUAAACAUUUAGUUUAGUCUUAAGUUAGUUUGUGUAACGAAUGGUAAAAAGUCUUCGUAUAGCAUAAAUGUUUUCCCGGAAUUUAUUUGUGUAAUGCCUAAAAUGCAAUGAUAAUGUUAAAUUAUUUGUAAAUAAAUGAAAUUCUAUUAGAAUAUAUUGUUUUCGAUGCUGUUGCAUAAAUAGUUUUAACUACCGAAAGGCUACCCAAAACUAGAAAAGAAAACCAGAAUAAAAUGUUAAGCAUUUAAGAUAUGAAUAUAUAUAUAUAUGUAUAUAUACAUAAUAUAUAUAUAUAUAUAUGUAUAGAUAUAGAACAAUUAAAGGCUAACUGUGUCCUCAACAUAAUUUGCAUUGCGUAAUAAAUUAAUUUAUUAAUGAAUUGACAUAAACAGACUUCCUAAAUAAACAUACAUAUAUAUAUAUGUAUAUAUAUGUAUAUAUAUAUGCAUGUAUAGUCUUCGUAUUCGAAGAGCACACACUUGGCGACACAGUAUAGAUAAUUAGUACAUAUGUAUGUGUGUGUGCGUGUUUUAGAGAAUUUCUGGCCCAGAAAUAUGUUAAUUUUAAGCUGAAAGCAAAAAAUAAAAUGUAACUGCAAAGAUUAGUAUAAAUUGUCAACAAAAAAUAGUAUUUAAAGCUAU